Acanthaster planci (crown-of-thorns starfish) is the source of this 2463-nucleotide messenger RNA. RefSeq names its product D-beta-hydroxybutyrate dehydrogenase, mitochondrial-like. Gene Ontology annotation, molecular function: oxidoreductase activity. Gene Ontology annotation, biological process: steroid metabolic process. The record is from RefSeq and is a predicted model, not a curated record. Gene Ontology annotation, cellular component: intracellular membrane-bounded organelle. Lineage: Eukaryota; Metazoa; Echinodermata; Asteroidea; Valvatida; Acanthasteridae.
AGUAAUGAUCUCCUUAUGCAAAGAAUAAAAAUAGGUCGGCCACAAUACCUAUUAUAUCUACUGCAUUUGCAUCUGCGCAAAAUGGCAGCCGCCAGCCUGCGGAAGGUAGCCGUGUUCGCACUCUGUUUGGGUAGUUCGCUAAUUCUGAUCGUACCUCACCUGGGUCAUGAAUUGCUCACGAAGUCUGUCGGCUGCUUCCUAGCCGUGGGCCUUUCCUACCUCAUUUCCAGUUGGUACACCGGAGGGAAAAUCUCUAGUGUCCGGGGCAAAGCCGUGCUGGUCACGGGCUGUGACACGGGUAUCGGGAAUGCGCUGGCUCGGCAUCUGGACAGCUUGGGGUUCCGCGUGUUCGCGGGGUGUCUCUUUGCUGAGGAUUCAGCGGCUCUCAGGCUGACGGCCGAAUGUUCCAAGAGGCUUGAAGUGGUUCAGCUUGAUGUGACGAGUGACCUACAGGUCUCACGGGCAGUCUCAUAUGUAAGGGAUUCUCUGUCUGCAACGGGAGACGUACUGUGGGGAGUGGUGAACAAUGCAGGAAUGGCAUGCUGGGGUGAAGUGGAUUGGGUGUCGCUUGACAGAUACAAGAGACUGGCAGAGGUCAAUGUGUGGGGCAUGAUUCGGGUCACCAAGGCCUUUUUACCUUUCAUUCGUAAUUGCGGAGGUCGUGUGGUCAACAUUAGCAGCAUGUUGGGCCAUUUCAGUGCACCUGGCUGCUCGGCGUACUGCAUCACAAAGUAUGGCGUCCAGGCUUUUACGGACAGUCUGCGCAACGAGGUCAACAAGUUUGGUGUCUCUGCCGUCAUUGUUGAACCGGGCAACUUCUCAGGUGGGCAGUCUGCUAUGUUUACUAGAGAGAACAUGUUUAAAGACUUGGACAGGGCGUGGAGCGAAGCACCAGAGGAGGUUAGAGGCGUGUAUGGCACGGACUAUUUCGAGGCCUUUAAAAAUGCAUUGGUCAACGCUUCCCACUACACUGCCACGACAAGCCUCUCACUUGUGACGGAGGCCUGUGCGAGCGCCCUCAUCGACGCCAAUCCACACGAACGAUACUUUCCCGGGAACUGGACCUCCAAACUGACUGUUUUAAUAUUCUGCUUUCUCCCAGCAUCCUUCACAGAUGUGCUGUUCAGAGUUUACCAGAGUCUAUUCUUGGUCAAAGUAAAAUGGGCCAAGAGCAAGAACCAGCGUUAACAAUAAUAAAAUAGUGAAAUUCUAGCUAUUGUGGUUCAACAGAUGGCGCUAUUCAUGUUUAAUGCCAGCCCGAACUACGAUCCCGACCAAAACUGGGCGCGACACAGUAAGCAUACUGAUCCCAAGUUCCCCGCUCCCCCAGUCAAUGUUGCUAUUUCCGGCUUGAGCACAGAGUGAGCAAUGAGAGAUAAUACUGACUGGAGGCAAGGUGUGGAGCCUGCGAGAUUCGGCCGGAAUGGUAGCUUUGCCACGCGGCAUGUUGGCAGUAAAACACGUCAUUCCUGUUAUGAACUGCAAAGCAUGACUUUCAAAUGGUCGAUAUAGAUUUCUCCUACUAGCUUACAGUUUUAAACUAAAUUCAGUGAUUUGGAUUUACAGACUGGCCUAAUUCCACAAGCUGACAUAAGCAUUUAAGGCUAACGUUUUGUGACUAUACCCCAGCACGAAUCGACCGAAUUAAUAGGUCACUAGAUUCACAAUGGUAUAUACGAAACGUAUAUCGCAAUGCUGUAAAGGAAUGGCACAAUGGCAAUCGAAAAGAAAGUUACCUAAAAUUUUGCUAAGGAAGAGCCUUUCAAUAAUACUGUACCUUCAGCAAAGUCUUGUUAACGAAUGAAACGCAGAAAAAGUAACCCAUAACACUGCUACAAGACAGCUGACAUUCAUUUCAUUUUAGUGGUCCACAAAAUGGGAGAUGGCAGUGGGAGUUUGUUUUAAUUUUUGUAAUUACUUCAAUUCAGAAGUUCUGGACAUUAUCAGGAAUAUAUAAAGGAUGGGGGCGGGAAAAUUGCCCUAGUUUCAUUGGUGACUUUUUAGAAAUGAACUGAAAUCUAUCUCUUUUUUCAUGUUUGUUUGAAAUUUUUAUGCACGUUUUGGUUGUAGUCAUCCAUAUUAGUUUAGUGCUCUUCCUUAUGUCUACUUCAACGACACCAGUACUCGCCAGUUUUGUCUGGUCUUGAAAAGAGAACAAACUAUUUAGCCUGUGGGAAUUGAGUUGACUGCAAUUCGCUAGAUAAGCUUGUAAGGGAAACUGGCAUAGGGGAGCAGUUGCUAUCUUGUUCUGUGUGCGAUUGCAUUGGUAAACUCUCUUAAAUAAAGUUUAGACUGUCCAAUAAAAGUCUAAAACAAUGACCACAGCAUUAUGACGCAGGUAAAGUAGUAAAUCACUCUAAACGGAUGUACAAAGCGCUUUUUAUGUACUGAGUACUUAUUUUGCAGGUUAUACAGCAUGUUAAGUGAAAAAUAAACGCCUUGAUAGUGCCAUAUUCGAAUGAA